AUGCGUACUAAAGUCAUUCUCCCUUCCAUCUUGUUGUGUGCCUCCGGGGCCUCUGCUGUCGCAUUCAAACGCGAGAUUGAAUUUGUUACGCCCGCCAGACGUGAUGCGGAGUCUGUGUCAGGAGUGCAGCAACAUGGGCAGCAGCAGCCCCCUGAACAGUCUGCAUCUUCCAUCAGCCCCGCCGCUCAAACCACAGACACAUCGGGCGGAGAUUCCAUACUCUCCUCCAUUAACAGUGAUAUCCUCAGGUGGCUCACUCAGCAUCAACUUCAAGGUGGUGAUGACAGCGGUGUAGCUUCUUCGUACCUGCAGCAUCCGGCUGGGGAGCCCGGAACCCCUAACGCGGAUCCUGAGAAGCGUGCCUAUAUCAUGCGCAAGCCAAUCAUACGCAAGCCAGUACCUCAACGUCCUCGUGAUCUUGAGGAGCGCGACGUUGAAGAGCGUGAUCUUCAGGAGCGUGCCUAUCGCAAGCCUAUUGGGAUAGCUUCCAUUGCUCCACGUCCCACUCGUUAUCACCGUGAUUUCGAGGGGCGUGACGUUGAAGAGCACGAUCAUGAGGAGCGUGCAUUUUACUGGCGCAAGCCAGCACUCGUAGCAACAGAUACGCCGGGCUAUCCCUACGUCGUCCCUUCUCCUCGGCCUCGGUACGUGAUCCACCAAGAGCGGCAGGCAGCCCCGGACCCGGCCAUGUAUACUCAGAUGCAGGGCGUAGGCCUCCAGAUCGCCUCAUUCUUCUCCUCGCUCUUAGAUAAUAUGCCUACUAAUGCAGCGGCACCGCCUGCUGGAGCGACUCCAGCAGUGGCCAACAGCGCGUCCUCCUUCACCACCCCUCCUGCCGUGUCUUUCACUGCCACCUCAGAUGGACCCAGUUCCUCAGCAGUUCCCGGUACGGUGCCAUCUACGUCUGCUGGGGUUACGAGUAUGCCACUUGUUGCUCCAUCUACACCCUCCGUUAUCCCGUCUUCAGCCUCGGAUGUCCAGUCCUUAGCAUCGGAUGCGCAGUCUUCAAUAUCAGCUAGCCAGUUCUCUUCCACCGCACUACCCUCGUCCUCCAGCACCGACGCAUCCCUCUCGACUUCCCCGACCGACGCUUCUGCAUCUGUUUCCUCGGCUUCCGCGUCCGCUCCCUCAGUUUCGUCCUCCGAUUCGUUCGCACCCUCCGCAUUGUCGUCCAUAUCCCAGCUGAGCUUGGACCUCCUCACCGCAACCUCCGCGCCGUUUCCUCCCACCGCUGUCUCGUCUAGCUCGUCUGUGCCUUCCCAGAGCGCUACUCCCUUCUCGUCUGCACCGCCUGCACCUACCGCCGCUCCGUCCCCGUCGUCGAUAGGUGCAUGGUCUAUUGUCCCGUCUAGCGCUGCUCCGGAGGACUUGUCAGAUGAGUCGUCCUCGACGGCUUCCCCGUCGGUGUCAUUGGUCAGCUCCCCUGUACCUACCGAUGAGUCGUCCUCUUCGGAUGUCCCGUCCGCCUCGUCGACGGCUGACCCGUCCUCCCCAUCGAGCUCUGCUGAUCCGUCCAACCCUUCAAUUGCAUCUGCUGUCCCGUCGAGUGACUCGUCUGCCCCAACAGCCGCGCCUACUACGAUCGCGUCGACCCCCGCUACUAGCUCCGUCCUCAUUCCCACCAACCUCUACCCGAUCUACUCCCGGAUGAGCUUCGCGUUGUCGAGCACGGCCAUCCCCACGUCCUCCAGUGCGCCCGACUCGAACUCAAAUGCGGACUCUGCCUCUGCCUCUGUCUCGCCUUCAGACCUGUCCGCUCUCGCGAGUCAAUCCGCCAAUGCGGGCUUCCGCAGCUACGGGACAUUAUUAAGUUCAACGCUCACAGGCGUCGCAGCGAUUGUCGGCGGCAUCGUCUUCGGCUCUCUCUCCAUUCUCUGA
This is a messenger RNA of Sparassis crispa, 1878 nucleotides long. RefSeq lists its product as hypothetical. The transcript is spliced from 9 exons. Lineage: Eukaryota; Fungi; Basidiomycota; Agaricomycetes; Polyporales; Sparassidaceae. The record is from RefSeq and is a predicted model, not a curated record. Bases 1 to 1878 code for a protein of 625 amino acids.